This is a messenger RNA of Penicilliopsis zonata CBS 506.65, 3094 nucleotides long. RefSeq lists its product as hypothetical. Gene Ontology annotation, biological process: protein autophosphorylation; phosphorelay signal transduction system. Bases 65 to 3094 code for a protein of 1009 amino acids. The transcript has 6 exons. NCBI's taxonomy places the organism in Eukaryota, Fungi, Ascomycota, Eurotiomycetes, Eurotiales, Aspergillaceae. The record is from RefSeq and is a predicted model, not a curated record. Gene Ontology annotation, molecular function: protein binding; phosphorelay sensor kinase activity; histidine phosphotransfer kinase activity.
AACAGCAGCAGAAGAGCAGCAAGCGUCGCCUCUCCCAUGCGAUGAUCAUCCGCAAAGCUGGAAAAUGGAAUCCUACGCGUCGCCGGCGCUGAACCAGCCGCCGCCGUCUGAGAGCGAGCGAGAGCGCAUCCGCGAGCUGUCGCAGUAUUACUGCACCAUCCGAGCGGCGGAGUCGGAGGCGACGACAGAGUCUGAGACGACGACAGCUCCCUCGCUAUCGCGCGAUAUCGCGCUGACGGCCUUGACGCAGCUGGCGGUGCAUCGCUUCGGCUGCGACCGUGCGUUUGUCUCGCUGAUCGACGGCCAGAACCAACACAUCCUGGCCGAGGCGACGGCGUCGAUCUCCCUGCGGGACAGCCGGGUCCACCGCGCCGGCGAGGGGAUCUACCUUGGCGUCACCACGUUGGAUCUGGCCUUUGGCGUGUGUCCGCAUGCCGUGAAGCUGUUCACCGGCCAGCCGGUGCCGGUUCUGCAGAACACGGCCAACAUGACCGCGACCAAGACGCGGUUCGUGGUCAAGGACUUCACCGCCGAAGCCCAUUUCAAGGACCGCCCCUACGUGCUCGACUGGCCGUAUUUCCGCUUCUACGCAGAGGUGCCCAUCUACAGCGUCUCCUCGGGUUAUGUGCUCGGCAGCUUCUGCGUCGUCGAUAACAAGCCCCGCGUCGAGUUUGGCGACGCCGACGUCGCGGCCCUGCAGGAGAUCUCGGACGCGAUCGCCAGCCAUCUCGAGAAUGUCCGGAUUCGAAACUCGCACCGUCGCGCCGAUCGCCUGGUCCAGGGGCUUACCACUUUCGUCCAGCAGGGCCAGACGCAGCUUUGCUCCGCUUCGUCUUCCACUCAUGCUCUCAGGGGAGCCAGUCUGUCGGGCCUCCGUGAUUCAGUUGACGAGUCUCUCUCCCCGAUGCAAGAUCUGUCCAUCUCUGCUAAGACGACCAGGUCGCCCUCGCUACUGCGCUCCAGGCAACUCUCCGACACGGAGGGAACCUCCAUUCAAGACUCGGACAAUCAGCAAAACCACCACCAUGUCGACGACGAGACCACUGCGGCGGGAGCAGUCGAGACCAUGGCUGUCUCAAGUCGCCUCACGGCUAUUUUCGCCCAUGCCGCUUCUCUCCUCAGGGGAUCAAUGGAUCUUGCGGGAGUGCUUUUCCUGGAUGCCUCGCGGUGCAAUGGCGGAAUAGUCGAGUCAGAGUCCGAAUGGCCGUUUCCUCAUACUAACGAUCAUUCUCCUUCGGGUGGAACAGAGAUCCUAUCCUUUGAAGGAGACGGCGAUGCUGUGCAGUUCACCAGAAUGGACUCUCUCUUACAAUACCUGGUCGCUACAUAUCCACAGGGGGGCAUAUUCGAUUUGACAGAAGGAGACGAAGGAGACCAACAACAACAACAGAGCAGCCCGGUGGGCGAACUGCGUCGAUAUUUCUCCCACUCGGCCAUCUUCCUCCCUCUCUGGGACUGGGAAAAGAGCCAAUGGCUCGCGGGCACCUUUCUCUGGACGGCCGGCCACUCGCGCGCCCUGGGGCCCGACGAACUGCACUACUUCAAAGUGUUUGGCGACUCGAUCGUCUCCGAGGUGGCCCGCGUCAACUGGGACGUCCAACAGCAGGCCAAGUCCACCUUUGUCUCGUCCAUCAGCCACGAGUUGCGCUCGCCGCUGCACGGCAUGCUGGCCGGGACGGAGCUGCUCGCUGCGACAGAACUGGCGGACGAGCAGCGCGAUCUGCUUACCACAGUAGAGACCUGCGGCGUCACUCUCCUCGACACGAUGAAUCAUUUACUCGAUUUUACGAAAAUCAACAGCUUGACCGACGGGUCGACGAUAACGACGUUUGAUCUUGCACGGCUGGUGGAAGACGUCGUCACGACAAUGUACAUGGGGAGGAGAAGCAGUAGACCGCAUAAAGAGAGUGCGAAGCUAUCUGUCGUUCUUCGCAUCGAAGACGACUGGACCGUGCAGUCGAUUACGGGCGCCUGGCGACGGAUCGUGAUGAACAUCCUCGGCAAUGCUCUCAAAUACACGCCCGCCGGGUUUAUCGAGAUUAGUCUCUCACGGGCUGCUGCUAGUACUGCUGCUACAUCUCUAGCCCAUCUUCGUGUAACAGAUAGCGGGCAAGGGAUGUCGGCGUCCUUCCUGCGGAACAAGCUCUUCACGCCGUUCGCGCAGGAAGAUGCUCUCGCCGACGGGGUCGGACUGGGCCUGAGCAUCGUGCAGCAAUUGGUUGGCCAGCUCGAUGGCUCGAUCGAUAUCCAGAGCGAGCGAGGCGUGGGUACCCAAGUCGACAUUUACAUUCCGAUAGACAUGAACGCUGUGAGUGUACAAGAGAACCCUCCGAAAGAGGCAGUACCCACAACGCACUUCUGUUUGAUCGGACUGAAUGCCCUCCCCGAUCUGAAAGAGGCACCAACAGGCACGCUGGACGCCGAGGCAAAACGCCGGCUCUGCAUCCGGCGUUUCCUGACGCAUCUGAUUCCCUCCCAGCCGGGCUGGAGUCUUUCCUUUGCCGAAACGCUCGACCAGGCCAGAGGAGAUGUCUUGAUCGUCGAUCCGGAGCUGAGCAAGAGUGCCCUUGAUGAGACGGCCGUUCUUUCUGUCCUUGUCGGAGAGAAGACGGAACAUCUGUCCCAGCCACUCUCGCCUCGCAAGGUCCUCAAGGCAUUACAGAGCAUCUGUGGGCAGUUCCACUCUGCGCCCUGCAUUCAAGACCAACCGGUCCAUCCGUGUAGACAUGCAUUGCUUGUCGACGAUAACGAAAUCAACCUAAAGAUCCUCGCCAAAUACAUGGCUAAACUGGGGUAUACAUAUGAAACAGCCCUGAACGGCGCAAUCGCCGUGGAAAAGUACAAAUCUAAUACAUUCGACAUCAUUCUAAUGGUUCAAGAUAUCUCCAUGCCCGUCAUGAACGGCCUGGUCGCCACCCGCCACAUCCGCACCCUCGAGCAAGUCGACAAAGACGAGAAAGUCAAGAUCUACGCCGUGACGGGCGUCGCCUCGGCGGACAUGCAGACGCAGGCACGCGCGGCGGGAGUGGACGGAUACCUUGUGAAGCCAUUAUCAUUGACUGCUUUGGCGUCUGAGUUGAAUUCCUGUAUAUAA